GUCCUGCCGGCGAGCCCCGCCCUUCGUGCCGCACGCACGCGCAUUCCACUCCCUGCAGCCGAGACCCGCUUCACCCGGCCCAUCGCACAAAUAUCAGCCUGGGUUGUAGCCAUGGCCUCCGAGCGGCUGCCAAGUAGGCCUGCCUGUCUCCUAGUGGCCAGCGGUGCUUCGGAAGGUGUGUCAGCCCAGUCCUUCAUCCACUGUUUCACGUUGGCCAGCGCUGCCUUCAACCUACAGGUGGCCACCCCAGGGGGAAAGGCCAUGGACUUUGUGGAUGUGACUGAGACCAAUGCACGUUGGGUACAAGACUUCCGCCUCAAGGCAUAUGCCAGUCCUGCUAAGCUCGAGUCCAUAGAUGGUGCCCGGUACCAUGCCCUCCUGAUUCCCAGCUGUCCUGGCGCCCUGGCUGAUCUUGCCAGCAGUGGGUCCCUGGCUCGAAUACUGCAGCACUUCCGCUCUGAGAGCAAACCCAUCUGUGCCAUUGGCCAUGGUGUUGCUGCUCUGUGCUGUGCUACCAAUGAAGACAGGUCCUGGGUGUUCCAGGGCUACAGUCUGACAGGGCCUUCUGUGUACGAGCUCAUCAGGGCACCUGGCUUUGCCCGCCUGCCAUUGAUCGUUGAAGACUUUGUGAAGGACUCUGGUGCUGGCUUCAGUGCCAGUGAGCCUGACGCUGUGCAUGUGGUGCUGGACCGCCAUCUGGUCACUGGCCAAAAUGCUAACUCCACCGUUCCUGCUGUCCAGAACCUGCUCUUCCUCUGUGGCAGCCGGAAGUAAGCUUGGAUGCUGUCCUGGUGACCUAGAGACAAGGACUGAACUCACUGUGGCCUUUUCUUCUGAUCCUUACUCAAUGGGACACUCAAGCCUCCAUCGGGACCUUGUGGAAUGCUGGAGGCCUCCAGGAAUUAAUAUUUGUGGAAUAUCAGUUCUAAUGUAGACUAAACACCCUUUCCUCAUUCCCAGCACACAGUGUCUCAGCUGGCCAGGCAGUCCCUAAGAACUCCAAACUGACCAUUCGAAGAAGAAUCGUCCAUGGGUUGUCAUCAGCUGUGGGAUCUUAGGAUGGGUGUUGCUCUUCUGUGUUUUUUUGGCUAUUUCUAUCCCUUCAGCUGUUCAUGGGAACAGUGUAGAUGAGACCAUAGGCUGGAGUCUGCUCUGAACUCUCAUCUCUCCUUUUUUUUUUUUUUUUUAAAAAAAAAAAAACUUGUUUAUUUUUAUAUUUCCUAUGCAAUGAUGUUUUGCAUGAACAUAUGUCUUUAUGAGAGUGUCAGAUUCCCUGGAACUAGAGUUACAGACAAUUGUAAGCUGCCAUGUAGGUGCUGGGAAUUGAACCCAGGUCCUCUGGAAGAGCAAUCAGUGCUCUUAACCAUUGAGCCAACUCUCUAGCCUCCCUCAUGCCCCCCACCCCCUUUUUUUUUGAGACAGGGUUUCUCUUUAACCUUGGCUGUCUUAAAACUCACUCUGUAGACCAGGCUGGCCUGGAACCCAGAGAUUCACCUGCCUCUGCCUCCCUUAGGAUGUGAUUAAAGGCAUGCGCUACCACCUGGCUAUGAACUUAUCUUUUUAAAGGUUAUCCUAUCCAUAAAGAGGCAGAAUUCUUGCUGAAGAAGUCUGCCCUCGUUUUAUUAUUGCUGGCCUGUGAUUUUGAAUGUAAUAGAGGUGUCAGCUCAGACUGGCAUAGUCCUGGGCCCUUGAAGUAGACACAGUGAUGUCAUCCUGUUCCAUAUGGCAUGGAAAAAAAUAUUAGUGUCACCCCUUGAGAUCCUUAAACUGCAGUUACCCCUGUCUGUCCAAUUGCAUCUGGCUUACAGAAGCCUCAGCCCAAGUAUUCCUAGAAGGAAUGGCCACAGAUGGGCCUAAGCCAUAUGGAGCAGGGGUAGCCAUGAGUCCUGUCUCCCACUCCCUGGACAGGCUUUUGCCAAGGAACUGAUAAUGGCCAUGUGACCAUCUCCCUCCUGGACAUCUUUGUUUGCUGUCAAUCCUGGGACGCCUGGCCUGGCCUGUAGCCUCUGUUGAGCAGCCUUCUAGCCCUGGAAUAGACCCAAGUAACUUGAACCUCUCAGCUUCCAUCUCCACUUAACUUUGCAUAUCCCAAGCUCCAGAGAAGUGCCAGAGACCUGGAGGAAUACCUUUUGGUGGUUAGUAACCUUUAAUGAGGAAAGUCCAGAGCAAAGUAGAAGGAACAGGAGAGCCCGCCUGUCCCUGGAUUCCUCCCUGGCUUUGCACUGCUCCCGUCUGCCAUAAACACCGUGUAAUGAUGGGUAUUUCUGGACAAAACUUUAAAAAUCUGAGGCUGUGCCCUGGACUUGACUGAUUCAGACAUAGGCUGAAUGGUCCGUAAACAACAGAUAUUUGCACAUGCUUCUUGAAGCUUUAAGUCUAAAGUCAUAGUGUCUGGUAAGAGCUUCCUGGAUCAGACGUCUUUGCUUCUUAACUGAUGGAAAGCAGUAAGUGUGCUCCCUCCCUCUCCCUCUCCUCCCUCUCCCUCUUCCGUCUUCCCUCUUCCCUGAGGUUACUGAGGUUUUAGUGUUACUUAGUGGACAGCUUUGGACACUGAGGAGGUGAUAACAUGUUGAUGGGGUUUCAGAGUUUCUAAUUGGCUCUACAUGAAUUUCAUAUAUUGUUUGUUGAGAUAGUUUCUCUAUGUAGUCCUGGCUGGCCUGAACUCUUUGUAGACCAGGCUGCCCUCAAACACAAAGACCCACACACUUCUCUGGAAUGCUGGGAUUAAAGGCAUGGUCCACCAAUGCCCACCUAAGCUUCAUAUUCUAUACUGAGGCUUCCCAUGGCUGUAGCAGGUGAGGUGGGCUCUGAUAGUACCAGGCCUUUGUGCCAAGGGUCUUCCCACUGCCCAGUCCUAGAAGGAGGAGGAGUCCUAGAAAAGUGGCAGCUGAGCUUGUUAUGUUCACAAGCACAUUUAGAACAGCUCAAGAGAAA
This is a messenger RNA of Arvicanthis niloticus (Nile rat), 2934 nucleotides long. It is a transcript of the gene Gatd1, whose product is annotated as glutamine amidotransferase class 1 domain containing 1. Gene Ontology annotation, molecular function: glyoxalase III activity. NCBI's taxonomy places the organism in Eukaryota, Metazoa, Chordata, Mammalia, Rodentia, Muridae. Gene Ontology annotation, cellular component: cytoplasm. The record is from RefSeq and is a predicted model, not a curated record.